Molecule: messenger RNA, 4959 nt
Organism: Aquila chrysaetos chrysaetos
Lineage: Eukaryota; Metazoa; Chordata; Aves; Accipitriformes; Accipitridae
Gene: GREM2
Product: gremlin 2, DAN family BMP antagonist
Exons: 5
Coding region: 2087-2593 (168 amino acids)
Biological process (GO): animal organ morphogenesis
Molecular function (GO): receptor ligand activity; BMP binding
Source: RefSeq, a predicted model, not a curated record
GGCGGGCGGGCGGGCAGGCUGGUGUGAGCUGUUUGGCCACCGGAGCCAAUCGAAAGCUGGGGCUUGAUCCUCUCCUCGGGCAGUGCCUGCGCCGAGUCAGUGCCGAGCUCCCCUCCGCCGCCGGGACCCGCCGAAGCCGCCGAGCUCCCUCCACGCACCGCGCUACCCCCCCCCUCCCCAAAACUGAGCGCCUAUGGGCAUCUGCAGCCGGCGAGGGCUUCGCACCACCGCCACCAGCGGCAGCGGCAGCGGCAGCGGGCGACGACCGCCGCCCCGCUUCAUCACCUCUUGGGAUCUAUAGCUGGCAGGACGGAGGGCGCUGCGGACCCUUCCCCGCCUCCGUGCAGGUUUGCUUCAUUUUGUGAUGCACUAAUUGCAUGGGUACGUAGCAUCUUCACACAAAGGAAGAAGAGCCACCUUGCCACAAUCUUCGAUGCUAGAUUCUGGAUCAGGUGUGGAGAAUCCAGCCAGGACCGUAGUCCUAACACCAAGCCAUUUAGCUAUAAGGACCAUGCAUCUCAUAGAGGAAGCAGACGCAUGCAGGUCUGUCAGUCAACGCCACCUUUAUCAGCCACACCCUUCCAGUUACAUUAGCCUCCUCCACCCUGAAACAGGUCAGGUACAGGGUUUUCUCUGUGCCAUUACUUUACCUGAAAGCGGAGGUGCACUAUUCUACAGUUUGCCGCAAACACUUUUUUGAUCUGUUGGUGUCUGUCUUUGGAAAAUGGCAUGUUUUCACAUUAGGAAUACCUAUGCAACAUCUCAAGUGUCUAUAGUGUCAGACAUAUGUAUAUUUACUGGUGAGAUGGUAUUUUUUUAUCUUGGCAUCACUCUAAAGGAAAAAAAAAUCAUUACUUGGAAGGAUUUGAAGCUUUACUGGGAAGAGAGGAAUGAAUCUUUCCUCUGUACGCUAUUACAAAAAUACAGACCUUUAAGAACAAAGGUAAGCAGAGCACUUUUAGAAAGACUUGAAGUGUCCUUACCUCCUAACGGGAAGCUUCUGGCCUGCACUCACUUCUGGCACCCUAGAGAUCCUCCAUUCUCCCUUCCCACGGAGAACGACAUGAAAUGAACUGUCAAAUGAGUUGUGGCAGUUCACUGGUGAGCAUUGGCUUUAUGAGGAAAUUUAGUACGUCUAUUCUGAUAUCCUGGAAGCACAUCGAGACACAUUACUAAAAUGAAUUGGACAAGUGGUUGAUAAAGAUCCAAGAGUUGGUAAGAGAUGCUCUACAGAACAAGAAAUCCUAAUAGACAACCAUAGGAAAAAAUAUUUCUGCCAACUGGCUGACUAUUUUAACUUAGCAACUGGCUUAUGCUCUACCCUCUUCCUUAACAUCUAAAAUAAAUAUUGAAUUCUCUCCUGUUUACAAACCUUCUUAAACCAUUUGCCUAAGAGGCAUUGCAGUAAUGAAGUCCUCGAAAUUGUGUUUAAGCAUUUCCUCUUACUGCAAGAAUAAAUCCAUCAAGUUUUCGGCCUCCCACGAAGACAACAAAUGCAAGUCUGUAAGUGUCAUAAAAGCCCCAAGAAACUUCAGAAGCAAUUUAAAAUAAUAAAAAUAUGCUUUUGGACACCUCUCGCUACUUCUGUGUGGAACGAGGCUAGGCAGGGACUCGGAGGCUGGGGAGGCAGAUGGGACUUCACCUUGUGUAACCUGGUAUGCCCUUCCCCUCGCCCCGCCGUCCCCAAAUCAGCUGUCACCGUAUUGGCAGGAGUCUCCUGAGCCUUCGCUAGCCAGGAGUUUGCCCAGCUGUUUGGCCCAGGAUUUCACAGAGAAGGAGGAGACCUUUCUGGCUGAAGCUUCUGUAAAAUCACUGCUUCAGCGAUUAAAGCAGCGUUGUCCCUAUGGGGGAAAAAAGAGUAGUUGGAGAGCUUGGCGGCGGCGGGGGGGAAGCGAUGUGACUUAACACGGGGCCUGGCCUCUUCACAAUAAAUAAUCACCCUAGAGUAGAGCUAAUCUCCUAGGAAAAGUGGUGGGAUUACAAAGGCGGUAAGAUCUCCACUUCUUCUAAAAGCAGGCGUAAAGUUCAACUCCAUUACAUUUGAAAAUGUGUCUCUCCUAACAGCUACUUGUGUUGCCGUUGCAGGAUGAUUUGGAAAUUUGCCUUGUCCGUUUUUCUGAUGGCAGCGCUGGUUCGAGUAACAGACACCAGGAAAAACCGUCCCGCAGGCGCCAUUCCCUCCCCUUACAAAGACAGCAGCAGCAACCACUCGGAGCGGAGGCAGCAGCUGAAUAAGGAGGUGCUGGCCUCCAGCCAGGAGGCCCUCGUGGUCACCGAAAGGAAGUACCUCAAGAGCGACUGGUGCAAGACGCAGCCCCUGCGGCAGACUGUCAGUGAGGAGGGCUGCAUAAGCCGCACCAUCAUCAACCGCUUCUGCUAUGGGCAGUGCAACUCCUUCUACAUACCACGGCACGUGAAAAAAGAGGAGGAGUCCUUCCAGUCCUGUGCUUUCUGCAAGCCACACAAGGUCACCUCUUCGACCGUGCAGCUGGAGUGCCCUGAGCUGGACCCACCUUUCCGACUCAAGAAAAUUCAGAAGGUCAAGCAGUGCCGGUGCAUGUCUGUGAAUCUUAACAACUCAGGCAAACUGUGAGAGCGGGCGUGUAGCUACUGCUUGGUGUUGCCCCCAUCAGAUUUACUGCUGCCUCUCCUCUCCCACUGAGCAGACUGUGCAUUUUGUUGGUUUGUUUCUUCUUUUCCUUUUUUUUGUGUUUUGUUUUCUUUCAGGAGGCAUCUCUUCAGCAAGGAAAGGCUCCUUGUGACUUGCCUACUGGAAUAACGCUUUUUAAUGAGCUGUGUUAGGCACUUCACCACAAAGUUUCAGCAUAUUUCCGAUAUCACCGGGUGGUUGAAUCUUCUGGAGUGGAGCAGGCUCCCAGAAGUUGGGAUUGAUCAUCAAAGUGACCAGUUGGCUGAAUCCAGCAUUAAAUGUUUCCACUGUGUGGAGUAAAGCCCUCUGCCCUACACUCCAGUCUCCUCCACAAGACGAGAACGCUUUCCCCGCGCUUUGGUCCGGAGCUUGCCGCUCCCAGUUGGAAGUGCUGGGGCACUGCCCAGGACUGGGGGACACAGAUGAGGGAGACUAACGAGGAGUAACGUGCGAAAAGCAAGUGAGACUCUCUGAUGAGGCUCAUCUCCUUAAGACAACUUUAACUGUGCAAUGACAAACGGCUCUGGGCUUGUUGUCUGAGCAGCAGAUAAGAAGCGAGGGGGAGAGGGCGAGGCGCUGGGUCAGCCACCAUGACCACAGAGCAGACUGAGGGUGGGUUCUGAUGCUGUUGUGGUUAGAGUAUAUCGAACAUGUGGUCUCUGCAGCAGUGUUUAUUUUGUAACCUAGCUAUAGUAAACAGCUGUUUAAAGUAUUAUAGACCUAGCCAUGUAUAUUUUGCUUGUGGCAGAAUAUGCCAGAGAUUAAAAGAUGUUGAGUAAGAGACUCGGUUGCUAGGUCAGCUGCCUGGCUUAAAAUGGACGUGGUUUAACUAGGCUUUUGGUAGGUUUUUGUGUGUUAGGUAUGUGUGUGUUUCUUACUCCCAAAAGAACAACAUCCAUUUAUGACCUUAUAUUUAUGCCUGCUCAGACCGGGGAAGGUGGGAGGGUAGUGGGAGAGGAGCUGAGAACACUUAAGGGAACGAUGUUUCCCGUAAGGUAUAAAAGCACUGUCGCACAAAGGACAAAAUUUGGUCAUUGCUGGACUGAAUACAAAAGCUACAUCAGUGUCAUCAGGUUUUGGGAGUGGUGUCUCUCCCAUGAUUGGAAACCAUGUUAAUGUAUUAGUGUUAAAGGACAAACCCAUCAGUCAGUGCCGCUGGAAUGGGUCACAGCUGUAGGAGCAGGGAGAGUGAGUUGUAAUUGCUACAGUACUGGUGGUCCACUCGGUUUUUGAGUCCUACAUAAUCAGUGUUGGUGAACACUUGCAGUUCCAUACUACAUUGUCAUUCAGCUGAUGGAGUUUAGCAUGUCCUGUAUAUCCCAUUUGUUACAGUUCUGAUCUCUAUUAGUCCCAGCUGCAUCCAAAUCCUACGUCUCAAAACAAAGCAGCCCCUUCCCCCAAACCAAAGCCCAUGCGUGCUCAAUUGCCCGAAGCUUACAAAUUAAAAAUGACACGCCGACUCCCUGAUGCAUGUCUCACAGUUCAGCAUCUGCAUCUAGUGAAACCAGCUUGCCGUGGGAGCCCUUUCCCGCCAGCCUCUUCCCAUGCAGCCACUUCAAGGGGUUAAUGCGGUUAGCACUUUCGCCAGCCAGGGCUGCAGUGCCACAGGUCUCUAUUAUGUGAGACAGGCUGCUCUAAGAGGCUUUCAGGACUGAGCUCCACGAGAGCUCACCAAGCGGUUUACGGGGAUUGGCACGGGCAGGAUGAGGUCGGUCAGGUCUGUUAGCCCCAUUACGUGAACGGCCGUGGCUUUUCUGCUGUGAUCUUUCAGCGUGUCAGAAGCGCACAGGGAGACUCCUCGCACAGGGAUUGCUUUAGAGGCUGUCGCUGCUGUGCUGCCAGCGUCGUGCCAGCCACCGAAUGGGCACCACUCGGUCUAGGCUGGAGAGGGUUGGGGUGGGGGGGGGGGGGGAGAAGGUGGCAAUAGCUGUAGUCUAUUGAGACUCCAGGGAUCUCAGUCUCCGCUUGAAAGAAAUGAACUGAAAGUCAGGCAUUUUGGACUAGAGAGAGAAAAGCACCCUAGUAACUUCAGUUAGGAAAAAUGUGCAAGAAUCUUUAUCUUUAAGCUAUGCCCUGCCUGGGUUUUUCACCAGUUUGCAAUAUGAAUAUGCUGCAGCUUAAAGCUCCUUCUAGGAGCUGUGUUUAUGUAAAAACUGAGUUGAGCUUGUAAUGGUUAAAACUGUAUUUAAUUCUUGUUUUAUAAAAGAAAACAAAAAAUGAAGAAAUGCUUUAAGUAUAAUGUAAUUAUUUUAUAGGUCUACUAUUAAAUUAUAGAUUAAAUAAUAAAGCUCCUCUAGGGUUAUAUGGCA